GGUUCAUCCGCCAUUUAAGAGACAGUCACUCAAAAAUACCUGUACAAAGUCGCACUGAAAUUCCUCCACACGGACCAAUCGUUGCUCCUUUCAUUUACCAAAGGCAGGGUUACGUAUAUGAAUGACAGGGGAGUUGAUGUUGUCAUUUCAUUGUUGAUCCUUCUGAGCGAACAGAACUGGCAAGCGCCACUCGGAGAAGUUGGAAGCCCAGCACGGUCAAGACACGUGUCCGACACGAUCUGUUCUGUGAAAUAGCCAAGGGAAAGUCCAGGAAAAUGAGUCCGGGAAAAGUGUCAUCCACCACAUCCCCGAAUCGUAAAAGUUUAAAGCCUGUCAUGGAAAGGAAGAGACGAGCCAGGAUAAACGCUAGUUUGGCGGAACUGAAGUCCUUGCUCAUCGAAGUCAUCAAGGCUGAGGGAACAAGGCAGAAUAAACUAGAGAAAGCCGAUAUUCUUGAAAUGACGGUCCGCCAUUUGAAAACAGUGCACAAAAACAAAACUACUGACGGAAAGAGAGUGUCUAGAAUAAACAAGUAUCAACUUGGAUUUAGCGAAUGUGCUAGCAAGGUCAGUCAGUAUCUGGAGAAUACCGACGGCGUCGAGACUGACUUCCGGUCCCGUCUGCUGAAUCAUCUUACCACUGUCACCAUGUCCUCAGAUCAAGAUUCCGAAAAUUCCGAUUCCCAAAUCCCGUUAAUGCCCAAUCAACAAAUGCAUGACCGGAUACACCGGGCUUGUCCAAAUCAAAACCUCACUGCAAACGUUGAUAGCACUAACUCUGUGAUGACAACGAAUCAAUCAGUUGAAACCCAAAACGAGACAAACCAAAGAGUGAAUGGUAAAACUUGUGACGCAACUGAAUGGUCGUCAGUUCAGAAUCAGAACAACAUGGCGAGUAACUUGGUGUACAACACACAGUCUGCCAAUGUUAGUGCUGCUUCUGGACAAGUUGCAUACCUCGUUCCUGCUUCCGGCGUUUUACAGUACAACAACGCCUCCGUCCCAUGCUCUAACGUUUUCAUCCGCCUUGUCCAGCCCAUCAAUAUCAAUACUUCCUCUGCUCCAUGCCUUUCUCCUUUUGUUGUUACUACCAGUUCCUCGAGCCCAGCGCAUGUGAAUCAACCGACCAUUGCGAACUUGCAACCCGAGCAAAAGUUGACUUUUCAGCCGCAGACUGUUCCUCGAAUCAAUGACAGAGUUGCCUUCGAGAGUACAGAUUCAGUACAACGUUUGAAUAAUUUGACGAGCCAUCUGGGCGAAAACAAAACGUCAUUUUCCUUGUCUUCCACCCAAUUCGGCCAAAAUGACUCUGACAUUACUAAAGAAAUAACCAACAGAGAAUCAAAAGGAACUGAUAUGUGGAGGCCAUGGUGAAAAAAGAACACAUAUUUAUAAAUAAAUCUUUUUGUAUAUUGA
Molecule: messenger RNA, 1415 nt
Organism: Magallana angulata
Lineage: Eukaryota; Metazoa; Mollusca; Bivalvia; Ostreida; Ostreidae
Product: hairy/enhancer-of-split related with YRPW motif protein 1-like
Exons: 4
Coding region: 276-1373 (365 amino acids)
Biological process (GO): regulation of neurogenesis; regulation of transcription by RNA polymerase II; anterior/posterior pattern specification
Cellular component (GO): nucleus
Molecular function (GO): DNA-binding transcription factor activity, RNA polymerase II-specific; RNA polymerase II cis-regulatory region sequence-specific DNA binding; protein dimerization activity
Source: RefSeq, a predicted model, not a curated record